GUGCAUGUCACUGUGGUUUGUUGAUUUGACUUUGACUUAUUUACCAGAUGGUAUUGUUUAUAAGAAUGAAGGUUUUUGCGUGUGAUUUACGUAAAUAAUGAUAUUGAACUUUAUCGUUUAUUAUUUAUCUAGAUGUGUGUUAUGACGUAUUUACAGUGACCGUUAAAUGCGUAUAAUUUAAGUGUAUUGUAGUCAGUAAUCGUCAGUUUUUGCGUCAGCUAAGUUCUUUGUUCUAUUCAUUCGUAAAAAUGGCUCUAAAAAUCGUAUUACUAGCGCUUACAUUAUUUUUAGUUCCUAUUUUAACGUAUAAGCCAGUUGUAUUAAUUCAUGGUGUUAUGACGGGAGCCGCUAGCAUGGAAAUGAUAAUUCGAAUAGAAGAGAAACAUCCAGGCACAAUAGUAUACAAUGUGAACCGGUUUGAAAGCUGGUCCAGUCUGGAAACCAUGUGGCACCAGGUGUUGGAGAUCGGUAUGGAUGUGGCGAACAUUUCCGCCAGCCAUCCUGAAGGAAUCAAUCUUAUAGGAUAUUCCCAAGGAGGAUUGAUAGCGCGGGGUAUAGUGGAGACAUUCCCUAAUGUGUCUGUUAGCACAUUUAUAUCUCUCAGCUCACCACAGGCCGGACAAUACGGAGCCGGCUUCUUGCACCUAGUAUUCCGUCUCGUCAAAGACACGGUUUACGAGCUGUUCUACUCGCGAGUGGGUCAGCACACGUCCGGUAACUACUGGAACGAUCCCUACCAUCAGACUCUGUAUGAGACUUAUAGUGUCUACCUACCGUACAUCAAUAAUCAUAUUACUUCGGCGAAAUCAGAUGACUUUAAGAAUAACUUCUUGAAACUGAAGAGGCUUGUGCUGAUCGGCGGCCCAGAUGAUAACGUUAUCACGCCAUGGCAGAGCAGUCAAUUCGGCUACUACGACGCCAACGAGACAGUCAUAGAGAUGAAAGGCCAGAACAUAUACCAGGAGGACCGCAUCGGGCUGCGCGCGCUCGACCUCAGCGGGCGGCUGCACCUCGUCACUGUGCCCGGCGUCAACCACUUCAGCUGGCACAUGAACGUUAGUGUCGUAGACGAUUAUUUGUUACCUUUCUUAGAUUAAGUUAGGAAAAAUAUAGCUCAAUAUUCUAAUGAAAUUGAUAGAACAUUGAAUACUGGAGUAAAUCAAUCAAAACCUGUAUCAAAGUUAAAGUGAGAAAGAAAAAGACAAACAUUGAAUAGUGAAGUAAAUUAAUUUAAAGCUUGCACUCAAAGUUGAGGAAGGAGUGGCCUUAAAAUUUAAAGAAAUAGACAAAUUUCAUGCCUUUUUUGAAUAUGCCAAACUAAUAAGUCAUACUUUUUUAUUUUUAAUGAAGGAAGAAUCAAUUGAUGAAAUGUAAGAAAAAUGGCGAUAUGUGAUUUCUAUGAACAUAGUAGUUAGUUUGUUGUAAUAGAAAAUAUUUGCUCAAUGAAGAGUAAAGACAAUUAAAUCUGUUCAAAAAUACAAAUAUGAAUCACUAAACAAAAUUAAUAGUGAACAAUUAAUUUUUAAUACCAUGCCAUUGUAAAUUAAUGCUGUUUGUAUCUCAUGUACAAGGUAGUACAAAAUAACCAAUUCCUAUACUUAACUUCUUGAUUUCUCAAUAGUAUAGGCCAGAAAAGUAUUAGUUUUUUUUUCACUUUUCUGGUCACUUAAGUAUGGGCAUAAAAUAAACUGAAUGCCAAGAUGCCAUUGAAUUUAAUAUUGAAAUAAUUAUUGAAAGCCAAAAUACCGUUCUUUGAACAAUUUAGUUUUAUACUUAGUUUAUAAACUUUAAAAUGGAAUUUCGCCAAUUAAAUCAAGUUAAGAAGAUCAUUGUUGUAAUAUGCAUGUGCAUAGCGGUAUCUCGCUUCUUCAAAAAGUUUAAGAUGAGCUCACAGUAAUGCACAUAACCUCACAAUUAUACCAAUGUGUUAACAAAAUAAACUUUGCAAUAGAAUCUGAUCCGGAUCAAACGACCGUCACUUCAUAUUUACUUCAAGACAAUGUAUUACAAUCAUGUGAUCUUUUUAAUGUUCAACGACAUACAGAGAAACGUAGAGACAUUCUGACUAUUUCCUAAUAAUAUUGUGCAACGAAUAACGUAUCUACAAUAUAUUGUGAUUAAUUAUUUAACUGGCCCUAUAAAAUUGUGUGAAAAUGUGAUUUAUUUCUAAACGAAUUUACUUUUUGUAUGUUUUUCAAGUGUUAGCUUUCUCAAAUAAUGAAUCUCGGUAUUUUUAUCCUUUUCUAUAUUAAAUCAUAACGGAAUUUAAUUCUCACUUUGUUUAAGAUUAUUUAAUUUUCUAGCGCAAUUGAAUCUUAUUUAUAAUUCGUAUGUGUUUAUAAUUAUUAUUAAAGAAUAAACUUGUG
Messenger RNA from Trichoplusia ni (cabbage looper), 2366 nucleotides. RefSeq names its product lysosomal thioesterase PPT2 homolog. Gene Ontology annotation, molecular function: thiolester hydrolase activity; palmitoyl hydrolase activity. Gene Ontology annotation, cellular component: lysosome. The record is from RefSeq and is a predicted model, not a curated record. NCBI's taxonomy places the organism in Eukaryota, Metazoa, Arthropoda, Insecta, Lepidoptera, Noctuidae.